This is a messenger RNA of Neogale vison (American mink), 2234 nucleotides long. RefSeq names its product B and T lymphocyte associated (gene BTLA). Bases 201 to 1196 code for a protein of 331 amino acids. NCBI's taxonomy places the organism in Eukaryota, Metazoa, Chordata, Mammalia, Carnivora, Mustelidae. Gene Ontology annotation, biological process: immune response-regulating cell surface receptor signaling pathway. Gene Ontology annotation, cellular component: plasma membrane. Gene Ontology annotation, molecular function: signaling receptor activity. The record is from RefSeq and is a predicted model, not a curated record. The transcript is spliced from 7 exons.
UAGUGUAUCACAUCGUCUUUCUGUUCACUUUGUUUCACAAACGAUUCAGGUUCUUCCUACUAUCUUCUGCCACCUCCUUGCUUUUCUCUACUUACUUCACAGAUGUCGCUGAGGUAGGUAACCUGGUCUAAUCCUGAAGAAUUCAAGGGCAGAAAAGAAGUCUACUUGUGAAGUUUUCUUGUCCCUGGUAUGUGCAGGAAAUGAAGACAUUGCCUGGCAUGUUUGGAAUUGGGAAAUUGUGCUCAGUAUUCUUCCUAAUCCCACAUCUGGGCAUCUGGAGUACCAACGGUGAAAAAUCAUGUGAAGAACAACUGUAUGUAAAGAGACAUUCCAUAUACACUGUCUCAGCAGGGAAAUCAUUUGAUCUGAAAUGCCCUGUGAAAUACUGUACUAAGAGACCUGAUGUGAUCUGGUGCAAACUCGAAGGAAAAAGCUGUUUAUCUUUUAGGUAUAAACAUCAUACAUACACAAGUUGGGACGAAAAGGAGAAUAUUUCAGCUUUUAUUCUGCAUUUUAAUCAUGUGCUGCCUGAUGAUACCGGGUCAUACCGCUGUUCUGCGAAUUUUUCAUCUGGACUUGUUGAAAGCCAUUCAAUUACCAUUAAUGUGACAGAAUGGACUAGACAUAAUUCCGAAUACCCUUUGAUAAAUACAACCAGUGCCUCAGGAUCACCCUCUGCAGAAGUGACAGAUGAAAGACAAUGGAUGCUUUAUAGUCUGCUUCCUUUGGGAGCAUUGAUUCUGCUUAUUAUCUGUUUCUACCUAUUCUGCUGCCUUCGAAGGCAUCAAGAACCAUGGAUAAUGAUUUCCUUGAGGACAGCUCAUCCUUCCACCAAAAAGACAGAUGGACUCAUUCAGGUCCCGUCCAGUCAUGCAGAACAAAAGAAGCCUUCUGAUAUAGCAAGAAGGGACGUUAACCUGGUUGAUAUUCCCCAGCCCUUUAGGAGCGAGCAAACUGAAGUGGGAACCAGGCAAAAUCCCCAAACACUGCCAUCAGAGACUAGUACUUAUGAUAAUGAGCCCUGGUUCAAGGUCCAGGAAGAGUCUGAAGUUUAUUCUAACCCAUGUCUGGAGGAAAACAAACAGAGCAUUGUGUAUGCCUCCCUGAACCAUUCUGUCACUGGAAUAAACCCAAGACAACCAAGGAAUGUGAAAGAGGCACCCACAGAAUAUGCAGCCAUAUGUGUAAGGAGAUAAUUCCAUCUGGAUCUCCAACCAAUGAUCACUGAAUGAUCAGCAUAUCAAUGCCAUUUUCUGAGCCCAACAAAAUAUCAGACAGUAUACCUUGACCUGAGAAGUUUCACUUCAAGGAGGUUCAUGUUGGUGCUUGGGUCUUCAGGGUUCAUAGGACAAAUGACUAAAAUUUCUCCCCCCAAAUUACGAGGGAACUUUUUUACAGCAUAGUACUGAACAAUAGCACAAAAACCCUUCCCUCCAGAAAUGAAUGGUAUUAUGAAUAGCAGGGUAGCAGAACAUUCACACCUAGAUACAUUUUACCCAAUGGACGAAGUUAGUAUAUUUUUUGGAGGAUGAGAGAUACAUGUAAGCAAGAGAGAUCUGUGUUAUCUGGAUUAGUUCACUAUACUCUCUUGGCGAAGAAAGAAUGUCCCAGUUUGACUGACUAACCAUCAACAAAGCAACAAUAUUAUGUUUAUUCCUCGUCAUUCUUCCAUGAUGAGAAAUUUUCCUCUGUCCAUCUCAUACUGGGGUUUCUUACAUGUAAAGAAGAAAUCAUUUUUGACUUGUUAUAAGAAAAGAAUGGAAAGAAGAAAUGGUGCAAUGAAGAUGUGGAACACACCAGCUAAUGUGGUGUAGAGGCUCCCCAUCCCUGACAGAAGGUUUUAUCUGCCCUGUUACACUGCUAAGUAAACAUAGGUAGUAAUGGAGUAUUAAUGUGUGGUUCAUUUGUAAACACAGUUGUGACUCAGGGUUUGGGUCACAUAGGCUAAUGUUUAUAAAUGUGACAUAAUGCUGCUAAAUUAACAUCCUUGGGGGUAUCUAAGUAAACAUAAAAAUCGGUGAAAAUAAGUAUCAUCCAGCAGGUACAGAUUGGUAGCUUAAACUGCAUUGCGGCUGACCUGAUAGCAAAUGAAAAGCAUAGUUAGUGGAAUAGAGAAAAGUCUGGAAUAUUUAGUUGGUCAGUACAGGUCACCAUCCUUUCAUUAAGCACAUCUGUACGGCUUGAUAACAAUUCAUUUUAAAAUACUGUAGUUGCAGUCACUUGACUACAGCAAG